AGAAGACUCAACGGUCAAAUGAUUAGUAGUUUCGCAAAUUUUGUGCUUUUUAUCUGCAGUCUGUGCACUGUGACAGAUGCAGCAAAGCUGAGGGAAAGCUGUGAGCCGCUCCUGAACUCAACUUGGAUACAUCUGUGCAAUGGCGUUAUAACAAAAGAAAUAAAAAUCAAAUAUAAAGAUCAGUUGACCACAGUCGGUACACCUUAUAAGAUUAUGACCUUGGCAAAGCAAGGCGAAGCUUCCCUGAUCACCUUCUUCGAUUCGGAAAUACAGAAUAGCACUUGGAUCGCAAUCAAUAAAAAUAUGACGAUUACAUUAGCGAGAAGCAAGGAGAUCAAAAUGAAACCAAAGAUGUUUUAUUGCUUCAAUUUCGGCCUGGAAUAUAUGUCUGAUUUACUGAAUCUGUGUUUCGACCAAGCUGAUACUUUGGCAAAACUGAAAUGCCAUUGUUUAUAUACGGUACUGCAUUAUAGCUACAUGCCACCGCUGGUUUCGGCACAAGUUCGUUUGAAUGCCGAUAGCGCCUUCGCUGUUGUUUUUAUGCUAGUAGCUUUGUUUAUGAGCUUAAUUCAAAUGAACAGAAAUCAUUUAUGA
Molecule: messenger RNA, 594 nt
Organism: Bactrocera tryoni
Lineage: Eukaryota; Metazoa; Arthropoda; Insecta; Diptera; Tephritidae
Exons: 1
Source: RefSeq, a predicted model, not a curated record